This is a messenger RNA of Diachasma alloeum, 2417 nucleotides long. Its product is annotated as rab-like protein 6. The coding region runs from base 202 to 2127 and encodes 641 amino acids. Gene Ontology annotation, cellular component: cytosol; nucleus. The transcript has 3 exons. NCBI's taxonomy places the organism in Eukaryota, Metazoa, Arthropoda, Insecta, Hymenoptera, Braconidae. The record is from RefSeq and is a predicted model, not a curated record. Gene Ontology annotation, molecular function: GTPase activity; GTP binding.
UUUUCUCGGACUUGUGCUUUGUACCGUUUCUGUACGGCUUCAAUUCAAUGAACCUGAGAACAGCUGUUUCUCCUGAAUAAAAUAACCCGUCUUCCCCCUGUUAUCAAUGUAAUUCAACACUUAUCAGGACAAAUAAUGGUGUCGAGUUCAAUUCGUGGAGUGAUGAGUUUAUAACAUCGGGAUUCCUCUUCCCUUAAAAAAAUGUUAUCGGCCUUCAAACGCCUUGCGGGUAAGCACGAUGCGCUCCCGAGCCCCUCGCCGCGUCCGGCGCACCAGACGAUGCCGUCGACGCUGCAGCGAAAAUUCGCAAAAGGUGUCCAAUACAACAUGAAGAUAAUAAUAAAGGGCGACAGGAACGUCGGCAAGACGUGUCUGUUCCACCGCCUCCAGGGUCAGAAGUUCAUCGAGGAGUACCUCCCCACAGAGGAGAUCCAGGUGGCGUCAAUCCAGUGGAACUACAAGGCCACCGACGACGUGGUGAAGGUGGAGGUCUGGGACGUGGUGGACAGAGGAAGACGACGAAAGAAGCUCGACGGUUUAAAAAUGGACAACUCCCCGGGCGAGGGAGUGCUGGAGGAGCCAGCCCUCGACGCCGAGUUCCUGGACGUCUACAAAGCCACCAACGGAGUCAUAAUAAUGAUGGACAUAACAAAACCCUGGACCUUCGACUACGUCCAGAGGGAGCUCCCGAAGAUUCCCGAGCACAUUCCCGUUAUCGUCCUGGCGAAUCACUGCGACAUGUCCCACCACCGAGCCAUCACCUCGGACAAGAUGACGUACUUCAUCGACUCGUUGAAGGGGAGGACGACCCAGGUGAGGUACGCCGAGUCGUCGAUGAGAAACGGUUUCGGCCUGAAACUCCUCCACAAGUUCUUCAACCUGCCCUUCCUCCAGCUGCAGCGAGAGACCCUGCUGAAGCAGCUGGAGACCAACGAGGAGGAGACGCAGCUGACGUGCCAGGAGCUCGACCUCUUCCAGGAGAGCGACGACGCCGAUUACGAUAAAUUCCUGGACAACCUCGUGCACCGAAGACGAGUUAUCGCAGACUCGACUUCAGCGACUGUUCUAGUCCCGAACGUAACGUCAUCUCUGAGCACUCAUCACCACCCACAGGGGCCCAGCAGUGGCAGCUCGUCGACGCCGGAGGUCAGGAGGUCCUCGAUAUCGAGGCCGAUGGGGGGAGGGACCCCCAUCCCCGUGAAGCAGCUGGAGAGGAUCCCCAGGAGGUCCAGUGGCCUCAGUAAAUCGAGCUCUGGGAUUAAUUCUCCUCCUGGGGAGGCUGUCGACGCUGAGGGCGUUGAGCACGCUGGGAAGAGGGUGGAGGGCGCCCUGAUGAGUGUCGAGGACUUUGUCCCUGACGAUGGGAAGCUGGACAGGUCGUUCUUGGAGGACAGCCAGUCCUCCCCGUUGAAGAGUCAGAAGAUGAACGCCGACACUGACAGUGACACAGAGACUGGCAAUCCCCUGGUCGCUGGGUACGAGGACGAUCUGUCCUCUGGGGAUGAGACUGCUGUCCCUGUGGAGCCCAGACUCGUGGAGAACCCCCUCAGCAGGCGGAGUAAGAGGGCGGAGGAGAAGGGCGAGGCCGAGGGGAAGAAGAGGGACUCGAUAUCGUCGAGUGAGGAGCUGGGGAACUCCAAUGGGGCCCUCUCGGGGGCCAACAGUCAGCAGGAUGGCUCUGAAGCCUUCGACAGCUGGCUCGCCAGGGACUCCAAGUGGAGGCAGAGCCCUGAAGGUGGGGAGGACGUCGCCAGCAUCGGGACUAGGAAAGAUAAACUCGAGUUGAGCGACAAGAGCCUCGACGUCAGUGUCACCAGCUCUAACGUCCAUUUGGAACUCUUGGAUGGCCUGAGCAUACGCAGGGGAGACUCCAACUCCAGCAGCCCGGUGUUGAAGGAGAAGAAGAAACAUAGAGAAGUGGGAGAGGAGAAGGAAAAAAGACGGAAGAAGAAGAAUAAGGAUAAGGACAAAGACAAAGAGAAAGAUAAAUCAGAGAAGAGCGAGAGGAGGAAGAAGAGAUCCCACCAUCGAUCGAGAAACGAGGACAACGGUCGAGACGAACUCGAGGAAUUUCUGAAUGGAUCGACCACUCGUACACCCGUUGACAUGGCCUACGAGGCACUUUAACCAACUUUUCGUCUCGAAGACGUCGUCCUACUGCUUAUCGAUGUAUCCUGAAUUGUUAUAUGAAAUUACAAAUUGUGGAGAAGACAAUUAUUAAGAGGAAACGAGAAAUUCCAGAACUGCUGUGUCCGACACACUCUUUAAUCAGUAACUCUGUCCUAAAUUCUGAUUAUGUUCAUUUACUAGAUUGUUUUUGAUUCACUUUGAGUAUUGAAACGCUUAUUUUCAUUUUUAUUAUUGUUAUUUAUCAUUAAUGAUCUCUAUAAUCGAAAAAAGUCUAUUAUUCAUUUCUA